Cadophora gregata is the source of this 1083-nucleotide messenger RNA. RefSeq lists its product as uncharacterized. Gene Ontology annotation, cellular component: mitochondrion. Gene Ontology annotation, biological process: protein histidyl modification to diphthamide. Gene Ontology annotation, molecular function: maleylacetate reductase activity; metal ion binding; 2-(3-amino-3-carboxypropyl)histidine synthase activity. The record is from RefSeq and is a predicted model, not a curated record. The transcript is spliced from 2 exons. NCBI's taxonomy places the organism in Eukaryota, Fungi, Ascomycota, Leotiomycetes, Helotiales, Ploettnerulaceae. The coding region runs from base 1 to 1083 and encodes 360 amino acids.
AUGCCCCCUCCACCAGCAUUUAUUUACACCGCGUCUCCUGCGAGAGUCAUAUUCGGGCAAGGCUCAAUCAAACGACUCCCCGAAGAGAUAUCUCGCCUCAAGCUCAGCGCCCCAUUGAUCCUCUCCACAGUCGAGCAAAAAGCCCACGCUGCUCUCAUCAAAACCACCCUCAAUGGCAAAAUCUCCGGCGUCUUCGAAGAAGCAACGAUGCACACUCCCGUGGAAGUCACCCAAAAAGCACUGGACUAUGCGAAACAAGUCAUGGCCGACUCAAUUGUGUCGAUAGGUGGUGGGAGUACGAUUGGGCUGGGAAAGGCGAUCUCUAUACGGACUGGACUGCCGCAUAUCUGUAUACCUACGACGUAUGCGGGGUCGGAAAUGACGCCUAUUUUGGGAGAGACGGAGAAGGGACAGAAGACAACGAGGUCGGAUCCGAAGAUCUUGCCGGGGACGGUGAUAUAUGAUGUGGAUCUUACGAUGUCGCUUCCCACGGGCAUGAGCGCAACGAGUGGAGUAAAUGCAAUUGCACAUUCAGUGGAAGCGCUCUACUCCCCCGAAGCCAACCCCGUCAUUUCCCUCCUCUCCCUCGAGGGAAUCAAAGCCCUCGCCGAAUCCCUCCCCACCUUAACCACCUCGCCCUCAGACCUCCCCGCUCGACUCAACGCCCAGUACGGCGCCUGGCUAUGCGGUCUCGCCCUGGGAUCCGUCGGCAUGUCCCUACACCACAAGCUAUGCCACACGAUCGGCGGCAGCUUCAACAUGCCGCACGCGGAGACACAUACAAUCGUUUUGCCUCACGCGUUGGCUUACAACGCGCCGAAGAUUCCAGAGGUAAUGGCGAGGUUGGCGGAUGUGCUGCCGGGGAGUGAGGGCGAUGCGAUCAAGGGGUUGAAUGUGUUGUUGACAAAGCUGGGCGUGAAGAGGGAUUUGAAGGCGUUUGGGUUCAAGGAGGAGGACGUGGAUAAGGCGGCGGAUAUUGCGGUGUUGAGGGCGUAUCAGAAUCCAAGGCCGGUGGAGAGGGAUCUGAUAAGGGAGGUGAUUCGGAGAGCGUAUGCGGGGGAGGAUGCCAGAGCUGAUUUGUAG